Protopolystoma xenopodis is the source of this 318-nucleotide messenger RNA. Lineage: Eukaryota; Metazoa; Platyhelminthes; Monogenea; Polystomatidea; Polystomatidae. The record is from the annotation of a GenBank genome assembly.
AUGACCUUCGGGUGCCAUAGUGUCGGACUUUGAUUUCUGGCCGGCAUAUGGCGGCGCACCGAGACCCCAAUAUGGUCCACGCUUCUGCCCGGCCUGAUCACCGCAGUGCUUGCUCUUUGUAUCGACCUGCGUGCUCUGGUUGAGAUGAUGUCGAGCGGCACUCUGCUGGCCUACAGUCUGGUGUGCACCAGUGUCCUAUUGCUGCGCUACAGACGCCAAGCGACGCCUUUACCGUCAUCAGCAGACAAUGCAGUUUGCCCGGUGUCCGGGGGGGCAGAAUUAUACGACUCGACCCUACCAAAGGCUACUGAUGGGUAG